GUCAUUGUUUUAUCUAGUUGUUGGCAUGUUGGCUCCUCCCCCUGUCUGGAGGUGGAAAUGACAGUCUGAGGAGGAGGAGCAGGACAGAGGUCUGCGCUGCUGGGUCCAAUAAACGAGUAGCAGGGCUGUCAGAGUGAAACUGUGAAUUAGAGAAAAUAAAGCCAGAAACAAAAGUGGUUGGAUUAAAACUAACUCUUAUUCAACAGUUCCCGGUUGGAUUUAGCAGUUAAAUGAGUGCGUAGACGGCUCGGACACACUGAAGACAGUGAUUAAUCUGCUAUGAUCGAUAAAAUAUUUGGUGAAUCAUGGCUGCCCUGUUUACCGAGCUACCCUCCUAGACUUCUGUGAUAUAUAGACAUACAUAUACCUAAACAUCUCUGGAAUAUACACAAACGCACACACUGUUGACUUUUGGGUGUGUGUGCGUGAGGGAUGACGACCUCCCAUUUGAACGGCCACGUUGCUGGGGAGGGAGGAGGAGGAGGAGGAGGAGGAGGAGGAGGAGGAGGAGAUGAAGAGCUGAGGGGAGGACAGCAGCACCGAGAAAUGGCCGUCGACUGUCCAGGAGAGCUGGGCGGUCGAAUGCUGCCGCUCCGACGAUCUGCACAACUGGAGAGGAUACGACAACACCAGGAGGACCUCCGACGUCGUAGAGAGGAGGAGGGUCGGCAGCUGGACCUGAACGCCUCACUCAGGCUCAGGAAGCUCUCCCAGAAUCCCCACAUCGGCAUCGACAACCCCACAUUCCUGGAAGACACAUACAUACCGCAGCAGCCAGCACUCGGCAGCCAGCACACACAAGCACCGCUGGAGUUGGAGGAGUUGUUGCUGUCACUGAAGCAGGUCCGGGGCUGUCUGUCCGACCAGCAGAGUCAGAAUGACAUCGAACUGGUACUUGCACUACUAAACAAGUCUGAUUUCCAGUCAGCGCUGAAGAUCCAUAAUGCCGUGGCCACCAGCAUGCAUCGACCCUCUCCUCCAUACCCACACACACAGCAGGCACUGCAGCUGGCCAUGGAGGUCAGGAAUACCAUCCAGUCAAGUCAGAACAAAGAGGGACUCGAACUCCACAGCCUGCUGUCCGACACACACAUCCAGUCAUUGCUCCUGGCGCAUGACAGCAUAGCAGAGACGGAAAUGCAGCCUGAACCUCCGCCUGCCCAAGGAGAAACACUGACCCAGUGGGGAGGAGAGACUGUGAAGAUAGUUCGCAUAGAGAAGGCCCAAGAUAUACCGCUGGGAGCCACUGUUCGUAAUGAAAUGGACAGUGUUGUGAUCAGCCGUAUUGUUCGAGGUGGAGCGGCUGAGCGCAGUGGACUUUUAUCAGAGGGAGAUGAAAUCCUGGAGAUAAAUGGCAUCGAAAUCAGAGGGAAAGAUGUCAACCAAGUCUUUGACAUUCUUGCGGACAUGCAUGGCCUUCUGACCUUUGUGCUGAUUCCCAGCAGCCAGAGCAAACCGCCUCCUGUCAAAGAGACUGUGGUCCAUGUGAAGUCUCAUUUUGACUAUGACCCCUCAGAUGACCCUUAUGUACCGUGCAGAGAGCUGGGCCUGUCCUUUCAGAAAGGAGACAUCCUCCACAUUAUCAGUCAGUCAGACCCCAACUGGUGGCAGGCUUACAGGGACGGAGACGAGGAUAACCAGCCGCUAGCUGGACUGGUACCAGGCAAGAGUUUUCAGCAGCAGAGAGAAGCCAUGAAACAGACCAUAGAAGAAGACAAGGAGCCUGAGAAGCCUGGGAAGCUGUGGUGUGCAAAGAAGAACAAGAGGAAGAGAAAGAAGCUGCUGUACAACACUCACAGGAACGAUGAUCUUGAUAAUGAGGAGAUUCUCACCUAUGAGGAGAUGGCUCUGUACCACCAGCCAGCCAAUAGGAAGCGGCCGAUUGCACUGAUUGGUCCAACCAGCUGUGGACAGGGAGAACUUAGGCAGAGACUUCUCAACAACCAACCAGAGCGGUUCGCUGGCGCUGUCCCUCACACCACGCGGAGCCGGCGAGACAGCGAGGUGGGUGGUCGAGACUACCACUUUGUGUCUCGUCAGACCUUUGAGGCAGAACUGGCAGCUGGAAAGCUGAUCGAAUCUGGUGAGUUUGAAAAGAACCUGUAUGGGACCAGUACAGACUCGGUGAGACAGGUCAUCAACACUGGAAAAAUCUGUGUGCUCUGUCUCCACACACAGGCUCUAAAGGUGCUGAGGAGUUCAGACUUGAAGCCUUACAUCAUCUUCAUAGCUCCGCCCUCCCAGGAAAGACUUCGAGCCCUAUUGGCUAAAGAGAACAAGAACCCCAAGCCUGAGGAGCUGCGGGACAUCAUAGAGAAAGCCCGGGAGAUGGAGCAGAGCUGCGGUCACCUGUUUGACGCCGUCAUCGUCAACACAGACCAGGACAAAGCCUACAACGAGCUGCUACGACUCAUCAACAAACUGGACACUGAACCUCAGUGGGUGCCCUGCUCGUGGCUGCGCUGAACACACUCUCUCUCUCUCUCUCUCUCUCUCUCUCUCUCUCUCUCUCACACACACACUUACACAUUACUCACAGAGUAGGCACACACAGCCCAUGGAGCCCAUUUCUACAGAUGUAACAAACUGGACCCUGAAACACUGGUGUGGUUUUUACACAGUGUGCUGUGGUGAGGUUAUAACAGAAUAUUAGGGUUGAUGUUAGGAAAAAGCUAAUGAUUUUAAGAAUGAAGUUGUAAUAUUAUAAGAACCAAGUUGAAAUGUAAUAAGUCACAAUAUUGCAGGAUGAUAAUCAUAAUAGUAUCGCAGUAUAUUGACCAUAAUAUUACAAGAUCAAGUUGUAGUUUUACAAGGAAACAAGUCUAAAUAUUACAAGAAUAAAAGAGUAUUUUAGUAGAAAAAAAAUUAGGAUUUUUGGCAUUUUAAAAGGAUAAAAUGAUAAUAUUUUGAGAAUAAAAUUAUAAUUUCACUAGAAAAAUGUCAUAUUACAAAAACAAAAGAUUAUUUUGAGAACCUCGUGUGAUUGUAUUGGGUAGAUUAGUCACAUGUGCAUGUUUUAGCAUUUGCUGACUCCUCACACCAGACUUUCUUGGACUGCAGCGUCACUUUUCCAUGACCAGUAAUGGUAUUAUGGUCUGUCAGAAUGAGCUUAGUUAGCAACACAUCAGCAGAGCAUUAACUUUUACUCAAUGCACAGUUCACCACUUCAUAGUUGAUUCUGGCUGAGUCAACACUGUGUUCAUUUCAUUUCAAUGUCCUGUGAUAUAAAGGUUAUAUAAAGAAAAUAAAGGGUAUUAGUCAUCCACAUUCCCUCAUUUUAAAUGUAAAAGCAAACAAACCUCCCUCAACUGUUAAAUAAGACGCUGCAUUAAAAUAAAUGUCUCAUACUUUUCCAACUUCAUUUUUAAAAUAUUACUUUUUUUUUUUUAAUAAAUUCACAUUAGCUCAUAAAAUUAGGAAUGUUCCUGCAAAUCUAGGACUCUAUUCUAAGACUUUAAUCAUAACAUGGGACAUAUUGUUCUUGAAAAUACAAUCAUGUUUUUAAAACUUUGUCCUCAAAAUAUUCCAACUUUUUUCUAGUAAAAUUAGAACUGUGUCUCAUGAUAUCAUGACGUUUUCUCACAACAUUACAAUUUUACUUUAAAAUAUUACAACUCUCUCACUUCUCUUUACUCAUAAAAUGACAACCAUAAUUUCUGUAAACUUGAUUCAACUGUCACAUCAUGACACAUUGCAUUUAUUUUAUUCUUAAAAUAACAACUUUUUUGUAUAUUUUGACUUUGUCUCAAAAUAUUCUAACUCUACUCGUAAAAUGACGUAAUUCUUGUAAUUUUAUUACUUUUUCUUGUAAAAUUGCGACAGUCUCUCAUAAAACUACAACUUAAUUCUGGGUCUUUAAUCCUAACAUAACAUUUUAUCUUGAAAAAUAACAUUUUCUAUAUGACUUUAUUUACAGAAUUUUAUUAUAUUAAGACUUUAAGACAUAAAACCAUGACUUUAUUUCUAUUUAAAAUAACAGCUUUGUUGAAAUAUUAUGAGUUUUUUUCUUCACUUCAUUCUCAUAACAUUAAGACAUUUUCUCCUAACAUUGGCCCUAAUACUUGUUUUGUAGAGCAUAGAUACUCUGCACACAAUCCGCAUCAUCUAGAAUGUAUUGACCUGGUGGCACUGGUAAUUAUAAAUACAUGAUAUGUAAACGUUUGUGUAUUGACCGUCCUGAAAGGGAGGAAAUCCUCAACAAACUGAUCUUGGAUGGUGCUGAACUGAUCCAUGAUGUUUUUAUUCAUCAGACAUUUUUAAGACACAGAUUUCUGGCAUCAUCACAGUACCUAAUAUACAGAGAUUUUUUUUUUCUUUUGGUUGUUGUUUUUCCUUUUUAAGAGUUGUUCUUUCUUAGAGUACUGAGACUUUUGUUGUUGUUAUUUUUUUUCCUUUAAGAGUUGUUUUUUCUCAGAGAUGCUGGGCCUCUUUUAUGAUGCAUCCUUUGACUUUAUCCUGUGAUCAUUUAAAUUAUGACGCCCAAAUCAUUUUAACUUGGACAGUGCAGAGGAUCAAUGUAAACAUUUGAUUUUGAAUUCAAGAGCUUCUUAGUGUUUUUGUUAAAUAACUUGGCCUUGGACCCAGAUGCCCCUGGUAAGGAGUAAAUGUGAAGAACACACACACACACACACACACACACACACACACACACUCUUACACACACACUUACACACACAUUCAGUACAAAUUAAAAUUCACACUGAGCCACCGCCUGUAUUGCUAUGAAGAACACUCACACGUCCUAAUUGUACACACCACAACAGUGCAUUAGCUUCUGACUUUCCCCUGUACUGGAGGUCUUGAACCCUCUGAACCCUGACUGACUGACUGACUGACUGACUGACUGACUUGUUGAACGGCUGGUUUAUAUCUGGCUCUCCUGUUAAAGUACACACUAUGGCAAUAAACACUAAAAUAAAGGACACAGCACUUGAUCUCGGCUGACUGUUUUAUUUUCUGCCUGUUUUUUCUGACUGACCAAUCACAGAUGACCGUGACAGCUGACUCUUCCUGUCCUGUCUGAUCACAUUUAAGUAGACCUCUGAGCCUGAGCCCUGAGGGGCGAGUGGGUGAAGGAAAGUUGUAGUUUUUAGUUGUGUUCCUGAUCGGCACACAGUGCUGAAUUUAUUAUAUAUUUAGUGUGUAUGUGUGUGUGUGUGUGUGUGUGUGUGUGUGUGUA
Seriola dumerili (greater amberjack) is the source of this 5179-nucleotide messenger RNA. RefSeq names its product MAGUK p55 subfamily member 5-A-like (gene pals1a). The coding region runs from base 433 to 2466 and encodes 677 amino acids. The transcript has 18 exons. Gene Ontology annotation, molecular function: protein binding. Gene Ontology annotation, biological process: establishment or maintenance of epithelial cell apical/basal polarity; morphogenesis of an epithelial sheet; protein localization to plasma membrane. Gene Ontology annotation, cellular component: plasma membrane; adherens junction. The record is from RefSeq and is a predicted model, not a curated record. Lineage: Eukaryota; Metazoa; Chordata; Actinopteri; Carangiformes; Carangidae.